This is a messenger RNA of Onychostruthus taczanowskii (white-rumped snowfinch), 1970 nucleotides long. It is a transcript of the gene CHEK2, whose product is annotated as checkpoint kinase 2. The coding region runs from base 287 to 1885 and encodes 532 amino acids. The record is from RefSeq and is a predicted model, not a curated record. Gene Ontology annotation, cellular component: nucleus; cytoplasm. Lineage: Eukaryota; Metazoa; Chordata; Aves; Passeriformes; Passeridae. The transcript has 16 exons. Gene Ontology annotation, biological process: protein phosphorylation; mitotic DNA damage checkpoint signaling. Gene Ontology annotation, molecular function: protein binding; protein serine/threonine kinase activity; ATP binding.
CCGCUCCCUCCCCUGCCCGCCUCUCCCGGCCCGGGGCCGCCGCAGGCUGCUCCCCCCGCUUCUCCCGGGACGGCCGCGCGGUGCCGCCGGGCACGGGGCCGCAGUGCUCGGUGGGGACGGCGGGGCCGUGGUGCCGGUGUCGGUCCGGGGCGGCAGUGCUCUGGCGGGCAGGGCCGCGCGGGGCGAGGCGGCCGCUGGGGCCCGGCCCCGCCGUCUGAGCCUUUAGAGGGAGGCUCAGGCUGGACGCGAGGGAAAGCUCCUGUAUGGAAAGGGCUGCACAGCCAACAUGUCUCGAGAGACUGGAAGUGAAGCACAGCAGUCUCAGGGUGCCCAGCAGCCACAGAGUGGUACCAGUUCUUCCAGUGGGUCACAGAGCACUAGUCAGUCUUCCUUAAGUUCUGGGACUCUCAGUUCCUUGGACACUGUUCCCACUCAGGAGCUUCCGUCCAUCCCUGAGGACCAGGAAUCUGAAGAGCUGGUUCCUCAGCCUUGGGGUCGACUCUUUGCACUUGGAAAAGGUUUCAGCAACUGUGACUGUGUCAAUGAGGAGUACUGGUUUGGGAGGGACAAAAGCUGUGAUUACAGUUUUUCUAAGCUGGGAUUGUCUGAGACUGGCUUCUACCAAAACUAUAGCAAGAAGCACUUCCGAAUUUUCAGGGAAAUGGGUCCAAAAAAUUCCUUUGUUGCCUACAUUGAAGACCACAGUGCAAAUGGGACAUUUGUUAAUAGAGAGCUCGUUGGAAGAGGGAGGAGGCUUCCACUGACACACAACUCUGAAAUUGCUUUGUCUGUACAUACCAAUAAAGUGUUUGUAUUUUCUGAUCUUAUGGUGGAUGAUCAGAUGACGUUUCCUAAAGAAUUCAGAGAGAAAUAUAUCAUGUCAAAGACUUUGGGAAGUGGUGCCUGUGGAGAAGUCAAACUGGCAUUUGAGAAGAGCACCUGUAACAAAGUUGCAGUGAAAAUCAUCAAUAAACGGAACUUUGUGGCAAGUGGCCUGAGUGAUGAAAACCCAGGUUUAAAUAUCAAUACAGAAAUUGAAAUUUUGAAGAAAAUAGAUCAUCCUUGCUUAAUCAAGAUUAAAAAUUUCUUUGAAGCAGAGGAUUACUACAUUGUUUUGGAACUGAUGGAAGGAGGAGAAUUGUAUGACAGAGUAUCAAGGCCAGUCAAGAUGAAAGAAGAUAUCUGCAAGUUGUACUUUUAUCAGAUGCUGCUGGCAGUAAAGUAUCUUCAUGACAAUGGAAUUAUACACCGAGAUCUAAAGCCAGAAAAUGUGCUACUUUCAUCUUCUGAAGAGAUAUGUAUUGUAAAGAUUACAGAUUUUGGACAAUCCAAGAUUCUUGGAGAAGCUUCUCUUAUGAAAACAUUAUGUGGUACUCCCAUGUAUCUUGCUCCUGAGGUUCUAAAUUCACUUGGGACUGCUGGAUACAGCCGAGCUGUGGACUGCUGGAGUUUAGGAGUUAUUCUUUUUGUAUGCUUGUGUGGAUAUCCACCAUUCAAUGAGCAAAAUACUCAGCUCUCUCUGAAGGAUCAAAUCACUCAUGGAAAAUACACAUUCAUUGCAAAAGAGUGGAAGCAUGUGUCAGACAUGGCUCUGGAUCUUGUGAAGAAGCUGUUAGUAGUGGAUCCAAGCAAACGUCUUACCACAGAAGAGGCCUUAGAGCAUCCUUGGCUUCAGGAUGAGGAUAUGAAAACUACAUUUGAACAGCUACUUGCUCAGACACGUACCAGUAUGAAUCCACCAGAAACAUCAAAAAUGCCAACCACAACGAGAAAGCGUCCCCAUGAGAAUGAGGAAGACAAUGGCUCUGCUAAGCGUGCUGUUCCUUCUACCUCCUAUCAGAAAGUGAGGUUAGGCAUGGAAAUAAUGCUUAGUCCUAACAGAUGAAGAAGGAAUACUAAACUUGCUGAGCUUUGCCUGAGACACAGCAUUACCUGACACAAUGCUGCCCACAGACUUCUGAGGACACUUA